AUGGAUCUAAACAUUUUGCCAAAUAUCACGCUGGGAUAUCAUUUCUAUGACUCCUGUUUUAACGCAAAAAAAGCUGUGAAAAGUGUUCUACAGAUUCUAUGCAGUGCAGAGAAAACCAUCCCUAAUUAUUCUUGUACGGAUCACAACAAGCUGGCAGGUUUUAUUGGUGAUCACCAUUCAUUUACAACGAUCCCCAUAGCAGAGAUAUUAGGAGUGUAUGGAUAUUCACAGAUAAGUUAUGGAGCUACAGAUUUCUCUUUGAGUGACAGACUUAUGUAUCCACAUUUGUUUCGAAUGGUUCAAAAUGAUUACACCUAUUUUAAGAUUGUGACCCAACUUCUGAAACAUUUUGGCUGGACAUGGGUGGGAAUUCUGACUUCGUAUGAUGAGACUGUAGGGACAGAGAGUCAGAUUUUAAGAAAAUACAUGACCAGUUAUGGUCAAAACAAUACGUUUCAUGCUAAGAAUCAUUUAGCAACGGGAAUUUCUCCUCGGGUGUUUUAUGCAGUGAUUGCUAUGGCAAAAGCCCUGGAUAGCUUUCUUGUAAUGAAAAAAAAUGAAUUUGAAGGAAAAAUUAAAAAACAUUACAUGUAUAGACAUCAGAUUCCAAAAUCUAUAUGUUCUGAAAAAUGUUUACCUGGAACCAGAAAAGUCCUGAGACAAGAAAUACAAACCUGCUGCUACGACUGUGUUUUGUGUUCAGAUGGAGAAAUAACCAAUAGAACUGAUAGUGAAAACUGUGAGAAAUGUCUAAACGCUGAAUGGCCCAAUGAGAGGAAAGAUCGGUGUAUUCCAAAACUGGAAGAAUUUCUAGCCUACAGAAAUGAUACUAUUGCCAUCAUUUUGUCCUCUCUCUCAAUCUUGUGUUUCCUUAUAACAUUUAUGAUAUUAGUCAUUUUUAUUUGGUAUCAAGACACGCCUAUUGUAAAAGCCAAUAACAAGAAGCUCAGCUUUGUCCUCCUGGUGUCCAUCAUGCUGAGCUUUCUCUGUGUGUUUCUGUUCCUCGGUCGACCUGUGGAAAUAACCUGCAUGCUGCGUCAAACUGCUUUUGGAACCCUCUUCUCAAUAGCAAUCUCUUGCAUUUUGGGCAAAACUAUAACUAUCUAUAUUGUUUUUAAAGCCACUCAACCUGGCAGUGUCUGGAAAAGCUUUGUUAGUUUAAAAGUCUCCAACUGUUUUGUAUUCUGCUGUUCUGCUGUUCAAGUUAUAAUUAAUGUAAUAUGGUUGGCUAUUUCACCCCCCUUUAUGGAACUUGACACACAUUCUCAUCAAGGAACGAUCAUUGUUCAGUGUAAUGAAGGUUCAGUUAUUGCCUUCUACUCAGUCCUGGGUUAUAUGGGAAUCCUGGCAGCUGUUAGUUUCAUAAUAGCUUUUUUAGCCAGGACAUUACCGGACAGUUUUAAUGAAGCCAAGUACAUCACUUUCAGCAUGCUGGUGUUCUGCAGUGUUUGGAUUGCAAUGAUCCCAGCCUAUCUGAGCACCAAAGGGAAAUACAUGGUGGCUGUAGAGAUAUUUGCCAUAUUUGCCUCAAGUGCUGGACUUUUAGCAUGCAUAUUUUUUCCAAAAUGUUUCAAUAUUAUAUUCAGACCUGAAAUAAAUACAAAAUUCCAUUUAUUUGGGAAUAUAAAUAAAAUUAGGGCCCAGAAUUAA
Pelobates fuscus (common spadefoot toad) is the source of this 1650-nucleotide messenger RNA. Its product is annotated as vomeronasal type-2 receptor 26-like. Gene Ontology annotation, cellular component: plasma membrane. The coding region runs from base 1 to 1650 and encodes 549 amino acids. Gene Ontology annotation, biological process: G protein-coupled receptor signaling pathway. The transcript is spliced from 5 exons. Gene Ontology annotation, molecular function: G protein-coupled receptor activity. The record is from RefSeq and is a predicted model, not a curated record. NCBI's taxonomy places the organism in Eukaryota, Metazoa, Chordata, Amphibia, Anura, Pelobatidae.